Lachancea lanzarotensis is the source of this 2901-nucleotide messenger RNA. RefSeq names its product LALA0S06e05952g1_1 (gene MTR10). The record is from RefSeq and is a predicted model, not a curated record. The transcript has a single exon. Lineage: Eukaryota; Fungi; Ascomycota; Saccharomycetes; Saccharomycetales; Saccharomycetaceae. Gene Ontology annotation, cellular component: nuclear membrane; cytoplasm. The coding region runs from base 1 to 2901 and encodes 966 amino acids. Gene Ontology annotation, biological process: protein import into nucleus. Gene Ontology annotation, molecular function: small GTPase binding.
AUGAACGACAGCAUCAAUAGUGUUCAAUCGGCGUUACAAUGUAUUACGACUCAGUCUGAUCGCGAAACGAAGAAACAAGCGCUGCAUUUUUUGGAAGAGUACCAAAAGUCAUCGGAGGCAUGGUCGAUCUGUCAUCAUAUUCUUGCAUCACAGGAAACUCAGUACGGUGCAGAACUCCAGGUGUUUGCAGCACAAACUCUGCGAAAUAAGGUAACCUAUGAUUUGGCUCAGUUAGGAGGCCAGUUGGUUGAUUUCAAAAGUUCACUUUUGGAGCUCAUCACGAAACACUCGCAAAAAAUUAUUGUUACACAAUUGUGUGUGGCAUUGGCACGACUUGCUAUUCAGUUCCUGGAGUGGAAAGCUCCCAUCUCGGAAAUCAUCAAAAAUUUAAGCCAAAACCCCGAUAGACUGCUAGAGUUUCUGAAAAUUCUGCCAGAGGAAACGCUGGAUAUCAGAUCGACCCCGCUGAGUGAGGAAGACUUUCAGUCUAGGACACAUGAACUCAUAGAUCACAUAGCAACCGAUGUUAUGACAUAUCUGGUUGGUCUAAUAGAGUCUCUGGGAACCCCUGCGUCCGUCGUAACUGUGCCUCAGUUACUCAACUGCAUCAACUCCUGGGCUUACGAGUUUCCUAUCGACAAGUUGAUUAGAAUUAACAGUCUUAUGGCUCUCAUAUUUCAAGUACUGAACCAGGGUCAGGACGCAGAUCCAGAAUCAUUUGAUGUUGCCGUUGAAUGUCUCUGCACCAUACUAAAAGAAACUCGAGAAGUUGCAGACGAAACUAUCACCACUGCUUUGUAUGAACAGCUCAUGGCAUUGCAGUCACGCAUUUUUCCCAUAGGCAGCAUAGAUGACUUUGAAGAUCAUAUUGAGACCAUGGACGGACUUACCAGGAUUUUCGUUGAAGCUGGAGAAGCUUGGUGCGUCUUCAUCGCCAAGUCGCAAGCAGUUUUCAAACCCUUGGUAUCCGUACUGUUAAUUCUUACAUGCAAGAACACAGAUCUCGACGUUGUAAAAUACACUUUCCCAUUUUGGUUUAACCUCAAACAAAUGCUUGUUCUGCCGCGCUUCAGCGAGCAACGCUCACAGUAUGAGAAUAUUUACGGUGAGUUGAUUGAUGGUAUAAUAGCUCAUCUGCAUUAUCCUCGGGAUGGGUUUUCCAACAAAGAAGAGCAGGACAAAUUCAAAGAAUUCCGAUACGAUAUGGGAGGAGUGUUGAAAGAUUGUACUGCAGUUGUUGGAUCCUCUAAAGCCCUAAGCCGCCCCUAUGACAAAAUCAUGCUAGCAUUGAAUCAACCUGAGCCAUUGUUACGCUGGGAGGAUAUAGAAGCACCACUCUUUUCCCUGAGAACGAUGGCUCAUGAAGUCUCAAAAAGUGAAUCUGUCAUGUUGCCCCAAUUGAUUCCAAUCCUUUGCAAAAUACCAGAACAUCCAAAGAUAAGGUAUGCCUCAACGCUGGUGUUGGGGAGAUACACUGAGUGGACUGCAAAACACUCCGAAUUUCUUGAAAUGGAACUAAAUUACAUUUUUGAUGGUUUUCAACACGCCAACGGUAAUGUUGACAUUCUCACAGCGUCCUCGCAUGCCUUGAUGUAUUUUUGUCAAGAUUGCAGCUCAUUGCUGAGUGACUACGUCGAACAAUUGAUCGAUUUCUUCUGGAAAAUCGAGCCAAUGGUCGAAACCGAGUCUUUGUUUGAAGUUGGUCAAGGUUUGAGCUGUGUGAUAGACCGACAAUCAAAUGAGCGUAUAGGCCCUACCCUUGAGCUCUUUCUCUCGCCUCUUUUACAGAAACUAAACACUGAGGUUGUGCAGUGGAAACGGAAUCCUGCUAACAGCACUACGACAACCGCUGUUUGUGAGAGCACUGAUUUGAUUUUUGCUGUGUUCGAAGAACUCAAACCUCGCUUUGAAAGGCCUGAACUGGGUCACGACCCAAUUGAGCCCUGCAUAAACACCAUUUGGGAUACUCUUCGGGCACUUCUUGCUGAUGAAGGGGCAAUGAGCAAUCAUGAGAUAGCAGAAAUUGCCAUGAAGUGGGUGCGGAAGGUCUUCUUGAACUUCCACGUUUUUGCCACACCCAUCCUACCCUCGACAGCUAAUUUCCUUGCGGAGGCCUAUGCUUCGACAGGGUUGGGAAUAUACUUAUGGUGCUCUGGUUCUAUUAUAGCUGUAUUCGGUGAUGACGAGUCAUUUCCGAUCGAUGCUCAAACAAAAGAAGCUGUGUGGCAAUUUUCAUGCACUCAGUGUCUGACAUUUAUGAACACGUUUAACACAGCAAGCCCGGAGACUCUUGAACAGUACCAGGAAUCCGUUCAGGACUUCUUUAUGAUGUUAACUGAUAUCGUCAUGUUCUUUCCUGAGCAUUACCUUCAAGCCACCGCGCUGCUAGGACCUUCAUUUUCGAUGGGUCUGACAUGCGUCACGAAGAUGCAAAACUAUGAUGCGUACAUUACCGUGAUACGCUUUUUUGAUGAUGUUUUAUCUUGGGGGUUUGAAACUCCACCAAUCUCUACCGCGGCACUCGAUAUUGUACCUGAAGCAUGGAGAGAGAAGGUAUUACGCGAAAUUGUAGACGCACAAGGAGCUACAUUGAUUCAGGCAAUUAUGUUAGGCCUCGUCACCAACUUUAAUAGUGACUCUCACCCCGACGCAAUUGGCUGUAUAGUAAGAGCCCUAAGAUUAUGCCUACAAUGUUCUGGCGGAGACCCUACCGUAGCUUUGGGCUGGCUGAGUGGGGCAAUGGAUGUUAUUGGAAAAGUCACCGAUCAAGAGAGGUCAAAUCUAUUAACCACUGUCGGAAACGCUUUACCGCAAAGAGACAUGAGGAGAGUAAGGAAUGGUUUAAAGGAUUUCAUAACUUGGUACUUGAGGAAGAAUGUAUCACCGAGGACACAAAAGUAA